Messenger RNA from Cyprinus carpio (common carp), 2226 nucleotides. RefSeq names its product secretory carrier membrane protein 4 (gene scamp4). The transcript has 7 exons. Gene Ontology annotation, cellular component: recycling endosome membrane; trans-Golgi network membrane. The coding region runs from base 222 to 911 and encodes 229 amino acids. The record is from RefSeq and is a predicted model, not a curated record. Gene Ontology annotation, biological process: protein transport. Lineage: Eukaryota; Metazoa; Chordata; Actinopteri; Cypriniformes; Cyprinidae.
UUCAGUCCACUACGUGCAAAACAGGCCUUAUCAGAACUACACUUCCCAUAAUGCACCAGAAUGCUAGUCCGCCACGGGAUUGCCAGAAUUCAAAGCGGACCGCAGACAGUUACCCAUCAGACUAUUUAGCGGUGCACAGCACUGAAAACUUAAAUCCAUCAGUUCAGGGAGAGAAAAGUGCACUACCACCAUAAACAUUAAACACUUUCUCAAAACUGAGAAUGACAGAUCGAGCAAACAACUUCCCACCUCUGCCAAAGUUUAUGCGCAUAAAGCCAUGUUUUUACCAGAACGUGGCUGAGGAAAUCCCACAACCCUACCAGCAGCUUGUGCGUCGUGUUUACAAUCUUUUGUACUGUAUCACACUGUGUGUCAAUGUGGUGGCCUGCAUAGCUUGGUGGGCCGGUGGAGGCGAAGUCGACAACUUUGGGUUUGCGCUUCUCUGGCUGCUGGUUUUCAGCCCAUGUAGCUACACCUGUUGGUUCAGGCCACUCUAUAAAGCAUUCCGGGCUGAUAGUUCCUUCAACUUCAUGGCAUUCUUCUUCAUUUUCUUUCUGCAAUGUGUUCUUGCCUUCAUCCAGAGUCUUGGAAUAUCAGGUUGGGGUGCUUGUGGUUGGAUUGCCACGGUGAUGUUUUUCGGCACAAAUGUAGUCUCGGCUAUAUUCAUGCUCAUCUGUACUCUGCUCUUUACCAUAGAUACAGUUCUAAUGGUGUUCAUUCUUAUCAAGGUUCAUCGACUGUAUCGCGGUGGAGGAGGCAGUUUUCAGCAGGCACAGGAAGAAUGGAGCACGGGUGCGUGGAAGAGCGCCCCUGUGAGAGAAGCCGGAUUCAACACCAUCUCUGAAACCGGCCCCAGCCUGCCCCAGUAUCCAGCCGCUGUGCCCAAUUACCCAGAGAGCGGGCCCUGGUGAUACCUUUUCUGAGCUACAGAUGGGGCCAGAGCACUACUACUUGUCUUAACAUUAAAGUUUGAAGUGGGACCGCAAGAAAACACUUUGGCCAGAUCACGAACUUGAGAAUAGUUCAGUUGUUUUUGUACAGUGUAGCAAAAAAGAUCUUAUGUUAAAUCACUCCUUAAAGAAUGUGUAUAAAUCUAAUUCAUUUGUUUUUUCGCCUUAAAAAGAAUAGAUCUUUUGAACACUUUAAUGUGAAUGAUGAUCAAAAAUGUGUCAAACCAUCCAUCCUGGAUGCAAAUUCUGACAAAACGCCAAUAACCAAGCCAAAUAAGCAAACUGCUCCUUUAAAAACUCUCUACAACUCUCAAAUCAAUGGUAAAAUGGUGGACCAUUAGUAUAGAAAAAGCAAAAAAGGACACUAUUACAUUGAUGAAUUCAUCUCAGUUCAUCUGAGCCUUGAUUUUUCUUAACAUUCCAUUGAAUUGCUUGAGAAAGAAAUCAGAAUAGUUUCAUAUCAAAUCACUGAAUUGUGUUCGAAUAUAAAUGCACAUUGUAUCACGUACAAUCACAUUACCGUUUCAGGGAAAGUGCAUUUUAAAAGAGUAAAAAGCAUGCUGGAACAUUUUUUUUUCUAAAUCAUGGCAGCUUUUCUAUUUACCUCGAGAAAUUCGGUCUCACAUUUCCACAUCAGUGCUUCUGCAAUUCAUUUCAAACUUUGGUUAAUUAAUCCCUCACUUUUAAGACUCACAAGCAUGUCUUUGUAAAUAGUUUGAUUUGCAUGACACCUUUUUUAUAUUGCUACAAAGCAUUGCAGAUUUUUUAAGAUCUAUGACUGAGAAUGUUUCUUGCAAACACAUCUAGUGCCUGCUUUCUUUUCUGUUUCAAAGCUUUCCAAAUCUUCGAAAUGAAGACCGCCUUAAUUCUUCAUGCAAAUUAAGCAUGUGUGAACCAAUAGCUUUCAAGCUUCCCUUAAGUGCUACAACUCUAUUGACUGAUGUGACUACAUCCUGUGCUGUUUUUAAUACUGGCUUCUAAGUAUGUAUUACUUUGCAGUUAUUCCUGGUUUUACUACAGUAAUCAUUGUGCUUCGUAUUGGAGCAUUGUGAUUACAAAUGCUUUUGGGUGGUGGCACUCAUUAUGAACAUGUGACUUGAUCUUUAUUACUUUUCGUUUAAAAUCUCCCUCCACCGAGCCAAAGGAGGCUGAUUUUGAAAUGUUCAAUGAAUGGCCUUGUGUAGCCAAAGUAUUUAACAAUCCUGCAUCUAAACUGUGACCAGAAUGGCUCUCUAACUAACUUUAUUUCAAUAAAAACAUUCCUUUUCAGACUGAA